UCAACACGGUGGUGUCCUGCCUCGUGUUCGUCCUGGGCAUCAUCGGCAACUCCACGCUGCUGCGGAUCAUCUACAAGAACAAGUGCAUGAGGAACGGCCCCAACAUCCUCAUCGCCAGCCUGGCCCUGGGCGACCUGCUUCACAUCAUCAUCGACAUCCCCAUCAACGUCUACAAGCUGCUUGCAGAGGACUGGCCCUUUGGUGUUGAAAUGUGCAAAUUAGUACCCUUCAUUCAAAAGGCAUCAGUGGGCAUCACAGUGCUGAGUUUGUGUGCCCUCAGUAUAGAUAGGUACCGAGCAGUUGCUUCAUGGAGUCGCAUUAAAGGAAUUGGAGUGCCAAAGUGGACUGCUGUUGAAAUUGUGCUGAUCUGGGUUAUAUCAGUGAUAUUGGCUGUUCCAGAAGCUAUUGCAUUUGACAUGAUUACAAUGGAGUACAGAGGAAAGGAUCUUAGAAUCUGCCUGCUUCACCCCACACAGAAAACAUCCUUUAUGAUGUUUUACAAGCAAGCUAAAGACUGGUGGCUGUUUAGCUUUUACUUCUGUUUGCCAUUGGCUAUCACAGCAUUUUUCUAUACUCUCAUGACCUGUGAGAUGUUACGAAAGAAAAGUGGGAUGCAGAUUGCAUUAAAUGACCACUUAAAACAGAGACGUGAGGUAGCCAAAACUGUGUUCUGUCUAGUACUUGUUUUUGCCUUGUGUUGGCUCCCACUUCACUUAAGCAGAAUAUUGAAACUCACUAUUUAUGAUCAGAAGGACCCCAACAGAUGUGAACUUUUAAGCUUUUUUCUUGUGAUGGACUACAUUGGUAUUAACAUGGCUUCACUGAAUUCCUGCAUCAAUCCGAUAGCUCUGUAUUUGGUGAGCAAAAGAUUCCAAAACUGCUUUAAGUCAUGCUUGUGUUGCUGGUGCCAAUCCAAAGACCUGUUGUCCCUGGAGGAAAGGCAGUCCUGUUUAAAGUUCAAAGCUAAUGAUCAUGGAUAUGAUAAUUUCCGCUCCAGUAACAAGUACAGCUCUUCAUAAAACAAGCAUAAAAGGUAUAUUCUUUUACAUUAAUGCUGGUGCCUUUUUAAGUAGAAGUGGCAAUUGCUUUUAACAAGAUGGUUGACACUUGGAAAAAUCUAGUUUUGUGUUUGCACAAAAAAAGAAGAUAAAAAAAAGAAUAAUUGCCCCAAAACUGUGUCAUAUUCAAAAUCACAGACAUUUUUAAAAUCGUCAUUUAUGGAGCAUGAAGAAAAUCUUUGAAAGAACAAGUCAUUGUUAGCACUUGAAUACUUCUGAAUCAGCACUUCCAAAUGAUCCUCACUUCCUGUACAUUAACGAUCAUUUGUAUUUGCUAUAACAGUUGGAGGAACUGAAGUCACAGUAAUUACUAAGCAGUAUAAUAUAACAUUAAUUGGAUCAAAGCCAUUAUUAUAUAUAACUCAAUAUAUUAUCUUUUAUUAAGCAGAUUAACCACCAUCACUAUUGUGUUUUUUUUUAAAUAAAACAUGAAAUACUUUGUAAUAGAAGUUUAAAUGUAAAAUGUAGCAUUUUUACCAGGGGUGUUAUAGAGGUAGCUAAUGAAAAUACUAAAGGAUGCAGUCAAGUCGAA
Leptosomus discolor (cuckoo roller) is the source of this 1590-nucleotide messenger RNA. It is a transcript of the gene EDNRB, whose product is annotated as endothelin receptor type B. Lineage: Eukaryota; Metazoa; Chordata; Aves; Leptosomiformes; Leptosomidae. The record is from RefSeq and is a predicted model, not a curated record. Gene Ontology annotation, molecular function: endothelin receptor activity. Gene Ontology annotation, biological process: vasoconstriction; enteric nervous system development; endothelin receptor signaling pathway. Gene Ontology annotation, cellular component: plasma membrane.